AUGGCAUCAUUAAUUUCAACUUCAGCAUCCUUGUGUUCAACUUCAACAAGCACAAAAUCAGCCCUUUACCCUCUCUCCUCCUCUUCUUUAAUUCCUUACCACAAGGCACCCAAAUUCGGUCUCUCUACAUGGAUUCCUCAACUGGGUCUUGGUCCUUUCUCUCAGUGGAACGGUUUAAAGCAUCUGGGUAUCUCAAUUUCUCCAAAAUUCCUUAAUAAAGAGAGGAAAGGAGGGUGUAAGGGUAAGGUGAUUCAUGCAUCUCUGUUUGGUGUUGGAGCUCCUGAGGCUCUGGUUAUUGGUGUGGUGGCUUUGCUAGUUUUCGGUCCCAAAGGUCUUGCUGAGGUUGCACGCAAUCUGGGUAAAACUUUACGUGCAUUUCAACCCACAAUUAAAGAACUCCAGGAGGUGUCAAGGGAAUUCAAGAGCACACUAGAGCGAGAGAUUGGGCUUGAUGAAAUUAAUCAAACACAAAACACAUACAGCUCCAAGAUAAGAAACACUGCUUCAACCCCUUCAUCAGAUGGCAGCACUGGCGAUUCUCCAGCUGUGGCCGACCCCAAUGGUGCUCCAUCCCCAGACAGAGCAUAUACCAGUGAAGAUUACUUGAAAAUCACAGAAGAGCAGCUAAAAGCAUCUGCUGCCGAACAACAGGGGCAGCCACACCCUCCGAUAGAAAGCCAGUUGGAACCCCAAACUGAGACUCAGCCACAAGAUGGUGCUCCAUCCCCAAACAGAGCAUAUACCAGUGAAGAUUACUUGAAAAUCACAGAAGAGCAGCUAAAAGCAUCUGCUGCCGAACAACAGGGGCAGUCACACCCUCCAAUAGAAAGCCAGUUGGAACCCCAAACUGAGACUCAGCCACAAGCUUCUGUCAAAGAAACUGCUGGUGCAAUGCCUCCUCCAGAAAAGCUGGAAAAUGGGGUACAGAACUCAUAG
This is a messenger RNA of Dovyalis caffra, 936 nucleotides long. NCBI's taxonomy places the organism in Eukaryota, Viridiplantae, Streptophyta, Magnoliopsida, Malpighiales, Salicaceae. The record is from the annotation of a GenBank genome assembly.